This is a messenger RNA of Plasmodium inui San Antonio 1, 918 nucleotides long. RefSeq lists its product as hypothetical. NCBI's taxonomy places the organism in Eukaryota, Apicomplexa, Aconoidasida, Haemosporida, Plasmodiidae. The record is from RefSeq and is a predicted model, not a curated record. The coding region runs from base 1 to 918 and encodes 305 amino acids. The transcript has a single exon.
AUGAAUUCCUCCUUAAAGAACAUCGAAAAUGAAAGCAACUUUUUCAUCAAAUCAUUCUUCGAGUCGCUGUCAAAUUUUAUUAAAAAUGUGAAGAUCGAAAUAAAGGAUGUUUUCGAAUUGCUUAACUAUCCCUGUGUGUAUCAAAACUGCAAAAAAAAAUUCAGCAUCAGCGAAAAUGAGGAUUACAAAAAUACGCUGGAAACAAAUGUCAUAAGCAAAAUAGAUAAAAAGAACAUAGAAAAUUUUCAGCAGUACCAGAAAGAGUUGCAAAACAUGCUGCAGAAUAUUAAGGUGUUUAAUGAGAAAUACAGAAUGGACGUCCCUCUCCUUUUUAUCAUCGAGAAUUUAAUAACCCUACACUUGAUUAAUGAGUACAAAAUAAAUAACAUUGUGAAGAAGAUUCAGGAGCACAACAUUGCUAUGCCUGAGUUGAAGAGCGACUUACCAAGUUACUUUGUCCAAACGUUAGAAGUGGAGGAAAGCGAAAAUGAUGGAGAAUUGGGACGGAAGUUAAGCGAAACGAGUAACUUAUCCAUUAAUAACAGUGUCGUUAAGGAUCUACUAGAAACAUCUCAUGUCAGAAUUAAUUUGUCUAAAUUGAGAGAACACAAUGAAGAGAAUUAUUUCCACGCGGGGAGGCCACUGUACAGCUCCAGCUAUAACUCCAAGUCAAAUGACCUUUUGGCAUUCAAAAAGGAGGAAGAGGAGGAGGGACGAGGAGAGGAUGCAACUGGGAGGGGAAGUCUACACACUGUUGGGGAAGAAAACAGCCUCGCGCAACAUAGGGAUGAAGAGGAUCCCAGCAAUAUGUCUGUGCGGAAAAAGGAGGAGAAGAAAAGCAUCAUUGAAGACAUCGGGUUGUCCGAGGAGACGCUCAAGCUGCUUAAUUUGCUGCCCCAAAAAAGGAAGGCGGAGUGA